AUGUUGCGGGUGGCCCGGCUGCUGGUGCCCCGGCAGGCCGUGCUGGUGGAGGCGCAGCGCGGCCGAAAGUCGCGUAACGACCCGGUGGCCAAGUCCAAAGUGGGUCGAGUUAAAUUGCCACCGCCGGUCGACCCGGUGGAGAUGGUCGUGUUGCGGGAAAGAUACGCCGACUACAAGCUCAUCACGAGGGCUCUUCGUUUCGAGUUCAAGGAGGAGGUCCUGCGGAGGAAGUACGAGGAGGAGACUGGCUCCAUGGCGGAGGAGCGCGCGCGCCAGGAGGCAGAGGAGCACAACCGGCUCAUGGCCUUCAACCAACAGGAGAACCAGCGUCUCCUCCAACUACGGCUGGAGAGGAUGGAGAAGGAAACUGAAGAGGCAGAACGCGACAAGUUGGAAGCGGCUCUCCAGCGAGAACAGCAACAGCAACAAUUCAUCAAGCAGAAACAGGAGGAGAUUCAGCAGUUGCAGGAGGAAGCCAAGAACUUCAUCACGCUAGAUAACUUGGACCGACGUAUCGAGGAGGCGUUGGACAACCCUAAGAACUACAAUUUUGCCGUGGACAAAGAAGGCCGAGUCGUUAAACGGACAGUCUUACAAUGA
Nerophis lumbriciformis (worm pipefish) is the source of this 600-nucleotide messenger RNA. Lineage: Eukaryota; Metazoa; Chordata; Actinopteri; Syngnathiformes; Syngnathidae. The record is from RefSeq and is a predicted model, not a curated record.